Molecule: messenger RNA, 1380 nt
Organism: Gamsiella multidivaricata
Lineage: Eukaryota; Fungi; Mortierellomycota; Mortierellomycetes; Mortierellales; Mortierellaceae
Product: phosphatidic acid phosphatase type 2/haloperoxidase
Exons: 3
Coding region: 210-1286 (358 amino acids)
Biological process (GO): phospholipid metabolic process
Molecular function (GO): phosphatidate phosphatase activity
Source: RefSeq, a predicted model, not a curated record
AUGAUACUCCUGCCGCUGUGGUCCAAGUACUUUUCUCCCAGCCAAUCCUGUUGCAGGGGGAAAAAACCGCUGCCUCCCACCGAUCAACCUCCGUUUCUGCCGGUGAUAUCCCUUUUGGUCUGCUCUGUCGUCUCUUUCCUUUCUGUUUCAACGGAAUCUCCCUCUCCGCCUCUUCCCUUCUCUUUCCCUCCCUCCACCAAGAAAAAAGCAUGUUCUCUGCACUCCGACUUGAGAGGCGUACGAGGGAGCUAUGCAAGAGCUACGGCAAGGACUGGGGUCUGGUCCUACUCGUGCUCGCGGCAUUUUCCCUCAUUGACCAGGUCGAGCCAUUCCAUCGCCAAUUCUCGGUCAAGGACAUCACCAUUCAGCAUCCCUUUGCCAAACAGGAGACCAUUCCGGACUGGCUACUCCUUAUCCUGGCAUUCCUGCUGCCGCUGGGUAUAAUCGUUCUAAUUGCCGUAUUUCAGAGGAAGUCCUAUACGGACUUGCACAAUGGCUUCUUGGGCCUGUUCCUCACCCAGGCCUUGGUUCUCAUUGUCACGGAUAGUGUCAAGAUCACAGUCGGUAGACCGAGGCCAGACUUUCUCGACCGAUGCCUAUCCCUGUAUGACAACACCUAUGCUGGCACGCCAUUGCAUCUCCUUACGGACCCGCCUAACCUCCUGUCCAACUCGAGCAUCUGCACGCGGGCGGAUCUCCUUCGGGAUGGUUUUAAAGCUUUCCCCUCUGGCCACUCAUCCUUCUCAUUUGGAGGACUCGGAUACGUGUCCAUGUACUUAGCCGGCAAACUGCAUCUGUUUGAUGAGCGCGGCCAUAUUUACAAGUCGCUCGUAGUUCUAGCGCCAUUGAUAUUGGCUGCGCUGAUUGCGACCUCCAGAGUAUCGGACUACAGACAUCACUGGGAAGACGUGACGGCAGGCUCCUUUAUCGGUGGAGUUUUCGCUGUCUUUGCCUACCGCCAGUACUACCCCUCCCUAGGCUCUGUGAAGUCCGAUCGUCCAUUCUCGCCAAGAGUCCAGGAGGAACUCUUGCCUGUGGGCAACCUCAUAGGAGCUUUUCAUAGUCGUCAUAAUCGCUAUAGAGAUGCCGAUGACGAUAUGAAUGGCUUGCUUGAUGGUGAUGAUACUAUCGCCCAUGAUUCACCAGAGAGUGGUGGAUCGGACUUAGGAUUUUCACAGUUCUUCCGACGAGACCCCGAUGAUAACAUGCCGACCGGAAAUGGUCAACGAGGUCCAAACAAAAACCAUGGGAACAGUGGCACAGACGGGCGCUCCGUUGCUGUUUGAGGAACCACGCGUUUUUGGUGGAAAGAUACCCAACCUUCAACUCAUGCCAUUUAUUACAUGUAAAUAAACCCUUUGAUCGUCACGACUUGGCACC